UGGUCCUAAAGUAUCCGGAACGUUUCUUUGACGGCAUUUUGAACGGUAGGACUGUAACACAGAUCAUCACACGUGUUCGUGUUUAUGUUCUAUCCGGAGUUUUGUGCUGUCCGGCGGACAUGAGUACGCUACGAGUUUUAGAGUUAUACAGUGGAAUCGGGGGCAUGCAUUUUGCAUUGAAAGAGAGUAGCAUUCCUGCAGAUGUGGUGGCCGCCGUGGACGUCAACACCACAGCCAAUGAGGUCUACAGGCACAACUUCCCCAACAUCCCCCUGUGGUCCAAGACCAUCGAGUGCAUAACAUUGGAUGAUUUCAACAGUCUGGGUUUUGACAUGAUUUUGAUGAGCCCCCCCUGCCAGCCCUUCACCAGAAUCGGGCUGCAGGGUGAUGUGACUGACCCCCGCACAAAGAGCUUCCUCCACAUCCUCCACAUCCUCCCCAGGCUGGCCAAACGUCCCCGGUUUCUGCUGCUCGAGAACGUCAAGGGCUUUGAGACCUCCUCUGCCAGAGACUCCUUGGUAAAGACACUGAAGGAUUGUGGGUACCGUUACCAGGAGUUCCUCCUCUCCCCGACAUGCCUGGGGAUCCCAAAUUCAAGGCUGCGCUACUUCCUCAUCGCCCGGCCACAAGAAGAAUCAUUUUCCUUCCAGAUGACCACAGAGAUUCUGGAGGUAUUCCCAGACGCACAGGCCACCCCCGCCCCCAAAGCCCCCACCUCGCCUGACUUGGCCAACGGGGUGGAGGACGGGUGUCGCGUUCUGUACAAACUGGAGAGGCAAUGUGAUCUGCAAAGGAAGCAUUCCCAGGACAGCGAUGGCUCCGUACGCCUCCUCCGGGAGUUCCUGCAGGAGGAAGCGGAGAUUGGGGACAGAGAGCGGUACCUGCUCCCACCGCGGACCCUGCUGCGCUACGCCCUGGUCUUAGACAUCGUCCAGCCCACCUGCAGGCGGUCUGUCUGCUUCACCAAGGGGUACGGACAUUAUGUGGAAGGCACUGGCUCCGUGCUGCAGAGCUGUACGGACAUUGAGGUGGAAGACGCCUUCAGGUCUUUCGGCACGUUGUCUGUUCAGGAGAAGCUGGGGCAGCUUGCAAAGCUCAAGCUGCGAUACUUCACCCCGCGGGAGAUCGCCAACCUCAUGGGCUUCCCCUCAUACUUCGAUUUCCCCGAGCAGUCGUCACUGAAACAGCGCUAUCGACUCCUGGGGAACAGCCUCAACGUGCACAUUGUGGCCAGGCUCAUCAAGCUGAUGGUGUCGUAGGAGGACGGUCACAACUGGCUCAGAACUGCCAUCGCUGGUGCUGCUGCAGGCGGCCAUUUUGGCUCUGGGCAGAUGUGAAUGUGAUGCCGUGAAAUGGCAGCAGGAGAGCUUCAAGACAGCACGCUUGUAACCAGCUUAUUUUGCUGUCUCAUUGUUAUUAUUAUUGUUGUUCAUAAUUAUUAUUGUUUUUUUAAUGUAAAUUUUCUUAUUGCGAUGAAAUAAAGUAUUUUUGUAA
This is a messenger RNA of Brienomyrus brachyistius, 1494 nucleotides long. It is a transcript of the gene trdmt1, whose product is annotated as tRNA aspartic acid methyltransferase 1. The coding region runs from base 120 to 1259 and encodes 379 amino acids. The record is from RefSeq and is a predicted model, not a curated record. Lineage: Eukaryota; Metazoa; Chordata; Actinopteri; Osteoglossiformes; Mormyridae. The transcript has 11 exons. Gene Ontology annotation, molecular function: methyltransferase activity.